Molecule: messenger RNA, 2259 nt
Organism: Paramisgurnus dabryanus
Lineage: Eukaryota; Metazoa; Chordata; Actinopteri; Cypriniformes; Cobitidae
Gene: gpa33b
Product: glycoprotein A33 (transmembrane), paralog b
Cellular component (GO): plasma membrane
Source: RefSeq, a predicted model, not a curated record
UUCUGAAAACCAUGUUUUUGUGGUAACCAUGGUUUUACUACAGUAACAGUGUUAUUUUAGUUCUUACUGUAGUAAAACUAUUGUUAAUUUUCGUGAGGGAUGUUUUACCCAAUGAUAACAGACAGGGAUGUUCAAAUAUCAUUUGCAGUAUAACUUCCUUUUAAACAUUUUCUUUAUAAAUAACUUUCCUGUGCAUUAUGAUCUCAUCACACCUGACAUUUUAUUACAACCUUACUUGGAAAGCAUUGAAAAGAGGAAACGCUGGGUGAAGGGUCCAAAGGGCACACAAAGGUGUGGUAGAUACAUGUGUCUCGUUGAGCACACAGGAAACCAGAAGAUAAAGCUAUAUUAGUAGUAUAUGUAAAAAUCCACUUGCGCUUUCUAUUAUAUUUUGAUUGAACAACGAUAAGAUGACCAACUGGAAACUGAUUUUUUGCAGCCUAUAUUUAAUAUCAGUGAUGUCUACUGCUUUUGGAUUGGAAGUGAAGAUGAGUGAAGCAUCCCUUGAGGUUGCACGGGGUGAUGAUGUCACCCUUACAUGUAAUUUUAAACCGAAAAAUCCAGACAAUUCUCUUAUUAUCAUCACAUGGAUGGGAGAUGAUGAUGGGACUUUACCAAAGGUUGUUAUUGGGACCUAUUACUCUGAAAAGAACUUAGUAGACAUCGGAUCACAGUAUCAAGGAAAAGCUUCCAUAGAGACCAACCUUAUCACUCGACAGUCAAUGCUGACACUAAAACAAGUUUCAAGCAAGGAAAGCAGACCAAUCAGAUGUUAUGUUCAGAUUCCUAUGGACAACGAGGGUCAGACAGCUGACACAACCCUUCUUUUGGUUCAGGUUCCACCAUCACAACCCAUCUGUAAGAUAGUAGGCACACCAGAAUACGGAAACAAUAUCAGCUUAACCUGUUUCUCUGAGGAGGGCUCUCCAACACCUACGUAUAAAUGGGAGAGAUACGAUGUCAAAAAUGCCCCUCGACCCUUUCCUCCUAAAACCACUGAAAAGGAUGGCGUUCUGUCUCUGUUCAAUGCAUCCAUGGAGAUGUCAGGGUUUUAUGUCUGUUUGUCAAGCAAUAAGGUUGGAUCAGCCAAAUGUAACCUCACCCUGUCCGUAAUGCCUCCUUCUAUGAAUCUUGCUUCCACAAUAGGCAUCAUAGGUGGUUGUGUUGCUGGAAUUGUAUUACUUAUAAUAGUCAUCUGUUGCUGUUGUCGCAAACGUAAACAGAAGCCAGAGGAGAUUCAUAUGGGAACUCCAGAAGUGGAAUUCCAUGACGUACCACAACUAGCUUUAGUUGAAGAAGAGUGUGAAGAUAAAACAAAGGAGAACACUGAUGAGAGGAUUUUGCCCAAAGUUUAUACUGAUGAGCUUAGAAAUCACCAUGAUGACCGCAAGGGAAGUCGCGAUGACCUCAGCAAUCGCUACGAUGACCGCAAGGGAAGUCGCGAUGACCUCAGCAAUCGCUACGAUGACCGCAAGGGAAGCCGUGAUAACCUCAGAGAUGAGUAUGACGAACGCAGAGGUAGUCGUGACAAUCUCAAAGAUUCCUAUGAUUACCGUAAAGGUAGUCGUGAUGACCUCAGAGAUUCCUACGAUUACCGUAAAGGUAGCCGUGAUGACCUCAGAGAUUCCUACGAUUACCGUAAAGGUAGCCGUGAUGACCUCAGAGAUCGCUAUGAUGAACGUAAGGGUAGCCGUGAUGACCUCAGAGAUCGGUAUGAUGAACGUAAAGGUAGCCGUGAUGACCUCAGAGAUCGGUACGAUGAACGUAAGGGUAGCCGUGAUGACCUCAGAGAUCGGUAUGAUGACCGCAGAGGUAGCCGUGAUGACCUCAGUGAUCGGUAUGAUCAAAGAGAUCGCUACAAGUAACUUUUCAAGUUAGUAAUUUGGUAAUGAACUGUAACCAUGGAAUCAUUUAUUCUGGUGACUAAUCUUUUAUUAUGAUCUGCCGUUUCGCUAGAUAGUAAACUGUGUUGGUGUAUGAAUCAUAAGGCUUGUUAGUUAGGCCUAUAAGGUGAAAUAAUUAAAUUAUAUUUUUUAAUUAUUGUAAAUAUCUUCUGAUUUGGUUCAUGAGGCUGGUUAAGCAAUUUGUUUAAAUCCAACAGUUAAACCUCAUAAUGUUGUGUACUUUGACAAUUCGUUUUUAAAAAUAUUUUUUAGCCUGUAUAUUUUUAUAUGUUACAAAUUUUACAGUUGCUUUAAAGCUUAUUAAGACUUAAAAAUUGUAAUGAAAUUAUUAACAAAUGCAUACAUAUGAUAAAUU